AUGGCCUGGGACGACAUGCAGGAAUUGGCCCCCAGGACAGCCCGCUCAACCUACACCCAUCGAAUCCUCGGCAUGCAGCUUGAAGCGCGGAGGCGAAUCCGGAAGCAAUACGGCCAGCCGGAAUUCGAUGGGGACACCGGAAAUGAGGGCGUCGACGAGAACCUGCUCCAAUUUGAUGGUGGUCAACAGUGCAGGCCUGUUGGGCCACUGGGACCUCCCGGGAAGCGCGGUUUCAAUGGGACACCCGGGAAUCGUGGAUUGCCGGGACGUGUCGGAGGCCCCGGAAGCGAUGCCGAAUAUUGUCCAUGCCCGCCCAAAGGCCAGCAACAAGUCCUAGAAGUCAAAGAGUAUGGUGCGGACUUUCCGCCAAACGACAUUCCGGCCGUAUCCCAUCCGGCUGCCGAACCCCAACACUACCAUCAACUUUUGGCUACCCAGGAUAAUUAUGGUAUCGUGAACCUGCCAGAAACUCCUGAAGUCAAUCCGGCUGCUAAGAACCAGGAGGAUAGGAUCCGAGAAGAGCCGGAAAUGAGCGAAACGAAAGGGAAAGUGGCCAUUGUUGGGUGCGGGUUGAUCGGCUCCUGCUGGGGCGCCAUGUUCGCCUCGGCCGGGUACUCGGUAGCGGUCUAUGAGAUCAACGACUCAUUGGCCCAAGCGGGUGUUGGACGGAUACGCGGGAAUCUCAAUACUAUGCAGAAAGAGCAACUUAGCCGGGGUAAGUAUACGAUUGAAGAAGCUAUGGCCCAGGUGACGAGAACGGUCGAUUUGGCCGAGGCACUACAUGGCGCAAUUUAUGUACAGGAAUCCACAAUGGAGAGCGAAACCUUCAAAAAAGAUAUCUUCUCCAAAAUGGACGCCAUCGCCGGACCGGAAACGAUUCUGGCAAGCAGUACAUCUACCAUUCCGGCGUCGACCUUCACGGAGACGCUCAAGAAUCGAAGCCGCUGCCUUGUCGUCCAUCCCGUCAACCCGCCACUAUACCUCAGCUUGACGGAGGUGGUCCCAGCCCCCUGGACAGACGAGAUCAGCGUCGCAAAAACGGUCGAGUUGAUGAAGGACAUCGGGCAGACCCCAGUCCGUUUGAAUCGAGAAGUACUCGGUUUUGCCGUGAAUCGACUUCAAUAUGCCUUGCUCGCUGAAGCUUGGCGACUUGUGAAAGACGGGGUAUUGGACCCGGAAGAUGUAGAUAAGGUAAUGAGCGAGGGACUAGGACCGCGCUACGCCUUCCAGGGACCUCUACAAACGAUUCAUCUAAACGCGUUAGGUGUCGAAGACUACUGCAACCGUUAUGCAGCCGGAAUCCGCCGUGUCCUGGCGGAUAUGGGCCCGACUCCCAGCUUUGAAGAGCCAGAAGUGAUCGAAAAAAUUUCACUGAGCAUGCGCACCAGUGUCCCAGACCAUCCCGCAGCCCUCGAGCAGCGCAAAACGAACCUGGCCCGACUUGCCAAGCUGAAAAGAGAA
Molecule: messenger RNA, 1461 nt
Organism: Mesorhabditis spiculigera
Lineage: Eukaryota; Metazoa; Nematoda; Chromadorea; Rhabditida; Rhabditidae
Source: the annotation of a GenBank genome assembly